This is a messenger RNA of Tilletiopsis washingtonensis, 4923 nucleotides long. RefSeq lists its product as hypothetical. Gene Ontology annotation, molecular function: protein binding; guanyl-nucleotide exchange factor activity. The coding region runs from base 1 to 4923 and encodes 1640 amino acids. The record is from RefSeq and is a predicted model, not a curated record. Gene Ontology annotation, biological process: positive regulation of GTPase activity; Ras protein signal transduction. Lineage: Eukaryota; Fungi; Basidiomycota; Exobasidiomycetes; Entylomatales. Gene Ontology annotation, cellular component: plasma membrane. The transcript has 8 exons.
AUGGCCGCGGCAGAGGCAGGCGUGCUGUACGCGAGCGACGACGACGAGGGCGUCAAUUCGUUCUUCGUGCGUGCGCUCUACGACUUCUCCUCAGAGGAUGCCAGCUCGCUCUCCUUUGAGCGCGGCGCCCUCAUUGAGGUGCUGACGCAGCUCGAGAGCGGCUGGUGGGACGGAUUGCUGGGCAACGACGUGCGCGGCUGGUUCCCCUCCAAUUACGUCGAGGUCAUCUCCGACGAGGAGGCCGAGGCCGAGCUGCGCGCUCGCGGCAUCGAGUUUGACGAGGCCGACGAGGAGGAAGAGGAGCAGAACGAUGCGGCUGCCUCAGAUGGCGCCUCGCAGAGAAGCGGCAAGGCAGUCCUCUCGGGCUUCGACCUCGGGCCGGAUUACGAGAGCGUGCGGCAGCUGAUGGAAGACGACGGUGCGUCCGGCAAUGCCUUCGAGCAGCUGGCUGAGGCAGCAGCAUUCGGCGCUGCAUCAGGAAGCAGCCACAGUGCAGCUGGCGCGCCAGACCGGGCACGAGCUGGCUCCAGCGCCUCUGCGGCGCCAGCGACGACCUCGCCGGCGCGCAGCACUCCACGUGCCGGUCCCAGCGAGCGCGAGCGGCUGCGCUCGCACAGCACUGCGGCCACGGCUAGCAUUGUGCCGCAGAGCCGGCCACGUGCUGCGACAAACGUCGCCUCGAGCGCCACUGCUAGCCUGCAAGCGCCGCAGGGGCGAGAGCGCGCUCUCUCUGCAGCAGCGCAGGGCAGCAGGGCACGCAGCAGAAGCAGAAAGGACGAGGCGGACUUUUGGGUGCCCAAGGUGACAGAUCGCGGCGAGAUCAUGUACUACAACACGCGCACGGGCGCUCAGUCGCACGACCUGCCGGACGGGCACGAGUCGGGCGACAGCCGCAGCGCCAGCAGCAUGCACAUGUCCGACGACGACGAGAUGCUCUCCGACCGCUCGAGCGAGAGCCGCCGCGAGGCGCUGCAAGAUCAGGCUGCCCUCUUGCCGCAGGGCGCCGCGGUGUCCGCCAACGUCUUCAAUCGGCACACGUCGACUGUGUACAUCGACUCUGACGGCGCCUCUGGCAGCGCAGCCAGCUCGCGCCUGCGCCGCGGCUCCAUGGCCUCUUCGAUGACGGCACAGAGCUCGAACACGGCCACGAGCGCGCGGCGCAAUCCUCUCGACUCCAUGCCCGAUCCGCGCGACGUGCGGCCGCCGUGGAAGGUGCGAGAAGCCCUCGACGAGCGCUCCUUCUUCUUCUACAAUACGGAGACGCGAGAGACGCGCUACGAUGUGCCGCCUGGUGCGCUCGUAUCCAGGACACGAGACACGCUUGAGGAGUUGGCAGACGAGCCACGAAGCGCGACCGCACGCGUCUCGUCGCUGCCGACGCUCGAGUCGGAGGAGUCUGAGACGGAGGGCGAUGGUAGGCCUGUCGCGCGCGCACCGGGCAAGUCGCCAAAGCUGCGCCGCGAUGGCUCGAGGCGACCGAUGUCCAUACCGCCGGCGAUGUCCGACGCGCCGCGAUCGAUGAUGCUCGAGGCCGAGCAAGCGCUAGCGCUGCAAAAGACGCUCGAGCCCGACAGUGCUCAGGCGCUGAGCGUGCUCGUCGAGACUGCGGCCGACGCCAUCAGCCACCUGGCGUCCGUCGCUGCCGAGGCUAUCGGCUCCGACGGCAAGAGCGAGGCGGAUCGGGCAGUGGUGCCGGAUCCGGAAGACGCACUCAGCGAUCACUCGAGACUGGGCGGAGCGACGAGCGCCGUCGUGCGCGCCAUCCGAGACCUGCUCUACGCCGCAGGCACGCUGGGCAUCCCGCAACUCGACCUGGCGCCUAUCGCAGAGCUCUGUGUGCAGCCGGGCGACGAAGACGCAGCGACGGGCCCGGUUGGCGCCUUUCAUGCUGCGCUCGUGGCGCUGCAGCAGAAGAGCCCGUCGAGCUCCGCGCGCGACCAAGCGACGGUGCAGCAGGCCGUCUCUGCGCCGCCGGGCCUGCUGGCGCUCAGCAAGAAGGUCAACGCCACCGUCUCCAAGCUCGUGCUGUCUGCGCGUGCCGUCGUGGAGCAGCCCAUGCUGGAAGGCGGACGCGGCACAGAGCUGGCAGAGUCGCAGAUCGAGAAGCUCAGCAGUCACCGGCAGCGCGUGCGCGACGACGCCAUGGACCUGGCGCGUGCCCUCGGCGCCUUGGGCUCCGAGAUUGAGCGCGCAAAGGUGUCGCGCGGCGCAGCUAUCCCAUGGAGCCGCCGCAUCCACGGCGUCGUGGACAGUGGCUCUGGCACUGCGGGCGUCGGCCUGCAGGUGCUUGGCGGCGGCUCGGCGGCAGGCUGGCGCGGCAACGGCUUCGUCUUGCCCACGCCGACUGAGGCGGCCACGCUGCGCGCAGAGGCGCUCGGGACGUUCCACAACCCCUUCGAGCUGACCAAGGACGCUCAGCAAGCGCUCAACUCGGGCAAGAUUGCGCUGCGGCGAAAGCCGAGAGAGCCUCUCUCGCGCGCGCUCAUCGACGAGCGCAUCCGCAAGCAACACGACGACCUCGUUCGGCAUCUGUCCGACCUGGCGCUCAUGAUUCAGCACGGCGGCGAGCUGCCGAACGGCCAGACCAACGGCGACGCUGUGGCGCCCGAUGCCGUGUCGCGCGCCCUCACGCGCGCCAGCUUCCGCAGUGUGCUGGCGCAGGUGCGCCUCGUGCUCGUGCGCUUUGGCUCGCUGAUGAACCUCGUCGAGGACGCCGACAUCGCGGCGGUGCUGGACGUGGACGGGCCCUCGGAAGAUGAGCCGCUGGAGGCGCAGGAGCGGACACGCCUCAUGAUCGGCAUCACCAAUGCGCGUCUGGCGCUCGGAACGCUCGCCAACGUCAAGCAGGCGGCGUAUGACCACAGCGCCGCGAUGCUCAUCGACGUACAGGACCUGUCCAUGUCGCUGCCGUAUAGCGGCGCCGAUCUGGCUGUGUCCGAGCAGCUGCUGCUGCAGACGCGCGAGCUCACGAGCGUCGUGCAGCGGCAGCUCAGCCUGCUUCUCGAGCUCGUCGACAUUGCCGAGGCGCAGGGCUCGCAGACGCUCUCGCACAUCGGCGCACGCUCAAAGGUGUACGGUAUCGACGACGUGCUUGUCAGCACGCUGAUGAGCGACGAUGCCGCGCGCGUCUCGCCGGGCCGCGACGAGGGCGCUCGUGGCGCCGGCGAUGCAGACUCGAGCUACGACGGCGAGAGUGCUGAGGACGAGGUGAUGUACCUUGGGCCAGGCCUGGCCGUGCCGAACGGUCCGCCUUCGUCGCGCCACGACGUCGUCCGCAGCGCGCCGAGCCUGUCUCCCGCCGUGCCGCCGUCGAACAAGUCGUACUCGACGUCCGUGCGCGGCGGCCUCGGCAUGCGCACGCGCUCGACGUCUGUCACGACGGGCGCCUCUGUCGGCUCGCAGGAGUCGGCUGCACGCACCAUGAGCCAGCGGCGCGGCACGACUGACCACGGCGACGACGACGAGGAGCACACGGCGCGCGUCAAGAGCAGCAACAAGAUGAAGCGCUUCUUCGGCGACGACCCGACGGCUGCGUCGACCGACGCGCUCUCCCUGGCGCCGUCGACCGACGCCAGUGCGCCGCCCGUGCCGCCGAUCCGGCAGGUCGAGGAGAUUCCGUGGUUCCUCGAGGCCGACUAUGCGCCGCACGACAUCGUCAUGAAUGCCUCGGGCCAGGUCAAGGGCGCCACGCUCGGCGCACUGAUGGAGCGCCUGACGAUGCACAACGCCUUCGACCCGACGUUCAACAACACGUUCCUGAUGACGUACCGCUCCUUUACGACGACGGAGGAGUUCCUCGACCUGCUCUUUGCGCGCUUCCGCGUCAAGAUGCCGCCGGGCCUUUCGCCGGACGAGCAGCAGGUGUGGGCAGAGAAGAAGCAGACGCCCAUCCGCUUGCGCGUCUUCAAUGUGCUCAAGUCCUGGAUCGAGUCGCACUUCUACGAGGGCGAGGACGACGAGGAGCUGAAGCGCAUCAAGGACUUUGCGCUCGACGAGAUGGCGCAGUCGCUGCCGAUGGAGACGCCCUCGAAGCUGCUCAUCCGCCUGGUGGAGCGCAAGCAAGGAGACGGCGAGCAGAUGAUCCGCAAGAUGGUCAUGCCGACGUCGGCGCCGGCGCCCAUCCUGCCGAAGAACCUGCGCAAGAUCAAGUUCCUCGACAUCGACCCGACAGAGAUGGCACGCCAGCUCACGCUCAUCGACAGCCGCCUGUACAACCGCAUCCGGCCCGUCGAGUGCCUCGCCAAGGCGUGGAGUCGGCCCGACGGCAUCGUCGUCGCCAAGGGCAUCCGCGACGUCAUCAGCGCCAACAACCGCGUCAGCGGCUGGGUCUCCGAGGCGAUUCUCGUGCAGGAGGACCUGAAGAAGCGUGCCGCCUGGGUGAAGCACUUCGUCGCCAUCGCCGACCGCUGCUACGCGCUCAACAACUUCUCCUCGAUGAUGGCCAUCUACUCUGGCCUCAACAACGCCUCGCUGAACCGGCUGCGGCGCACGUGGGACGCCGUGAACCAGCGGCACCUGGCGCUCUUCGAGAACAUGAAGGUCGUGCUGGCGCCGACGAAGAACUUUUCGCGCUACCGCCACACGCUGCGCCAGCUCAAUCCGCCCUGCGUGCCGUUCCUCGGCGUGUAUCUGACGGACCUGACGUUCAUCGAGGACGGCAACUCGGACCACCUCAAGACGGACGAGCGGCUGAUCAACUUCAGCAAGCGCCAGAUGACGGCCGAGAAGAUUGGCGAGAUUAUGAUAUACCAGUCGACGCCCUACAACCUCACGCCCGUGCAGGGCAUCCAGAAGUUCAUCGAGGACAACAUGGUCGAGAGCCGCACCGACGACGAGCUCUUUGAGCAGAGUCUGCGCCUCGAGCCGCGCGAGCGCGAGGACGAGAAGAUUGCGCGCCUGCUGCAGGAGAGCGGCUUCCUGUAG